AGGAUCAGUUAUUGGAAAUGUUGCGAAGGAUCUCGGGCUGCAGACGGGCGCGCUGUCCAACAGAAGAGCCCGCAUUGAUACCGACGGAACCGACAAACGUUACUGUGAUCUGAACCUGAAGAAUGGAGAGCUGAUUGUGGCCGACAGGAUUGACCGAGAGGCGCUUUGUGGCGAAAAGGCUUCGAGCAUUUUAAAACAGGAGCUCGUGCUGGAGAAUCCUCUCGAGCUGCACCGCAUCAGUCUCCAUGUUCAAGAUAUUAAUGAUAACUCACCGGAAUUCAAUGAAGAAUUAAUCAACAUAGAAAUUCGAGAAUCAGCUGACAGGGGAGCUCGCUUUGUGAUCGAGGAGGCGCACGAUGCGGAUGUGGGACAAAAUUCCGUCCAGCAGUACAGCCUAGAAAAAAACGAGAAUUUCAUUUUGGCU
Molecule: messenger RNA, 424 nt
Organism: Austrofundulus limnaeus
Lineage: Eukaryota; Metazoa; Chordata; Actinopteri; Cyprinodontiformes; Rivulidae
Product: protocadherin gamma-C3
Biological process (GO): homophilic cell-cell adhesion
Cellular component (GO): plasma membrane
Molecular function (GO): calcium ion binding
Source: RefSeq, a predicted model, not a curated record